Molecule: messenger RNA, 543 nt
Organism: Auanema sp. JU1783
Lineage: Eukaryota; Metazoa; Nematoda; Chromadorea; Rhabditida; Rhabditidae
Source: the annotation of a GenBank genome assembly
AUGUCUUACUGGAAAGGUCUCUAUUCCGCUAAAACUGCUCGACAGCCUACAGAACGUGAAACUGUACGCCAGGAUGACGAUGAUAAGCCUGAAGCUAUGAUAGCUAUUGCUUUGUCGGACAUGGAACAGCUCAUUAAGUCGUCUCGGUCGGGUCGUGUCACAUCAAGACCUAUUCGAGCACCAGGCUGUCAGUGUAGCUGUCAUUUGCUGAACGAUGUGACGAUUUCUCCACGGCAGGCUGUCUUUACUCCCCAAGGAGGCAUAUCUACACAUAAUCUGAGCAAUACGAGCAAAACACCUCUCGCUGUGAAAAUCACAUGCUCAGAUAAUGCGUUAUAUCGUGUCAGUCCUGUUUUUGCUAUUUUGGAGCCAGGACGAUGUAUACCAUUGAAUAUCGGCCGUCUGGAAGGGCCUGUGAAAAAAGAUAGAUUAUGCAUAUUACUGGUUGAAUACGACGGCAAAACGUCUGCAAAGGAUACAUUCAAGAGAACAGAACUUCAUCCAACAAACAUCUGCGUGCCGUUAUUAGUCGCUGAUGAGUGA